AGAGGCCACCCCCCUUCUUGGUUUCAAGGUCCUGUCCUAUAAGCCCAGCCUUUUGUGGUUCAGCUGGGUCGCAGGCUGGAUCCCAGGCCCCUUCCUUGAGAAGCAGAGGCCUUGCACCCCUCCAGGGUUGCUGGGCCGGAGAGUGAUUCCAGCCCUUCAGCUUUCAGGAUCCCACCUUCCUUAUCACCAGGUCUUCUCCACUGGCCCCUGAGAUUGCCCUCACCUCCAGCUCCCCCUCUCCCAAAGUCGGCAGCCCCUCCUAGGGCUGUAGCCUCUCCCUGGGUUCCAACCUCCUGAGAUGCCAGACCCAUUGGGGCAGUACUCACAGGUCCUGAGCUGCAUCACCCACCCCAGUGACACCCCAACCCUGCAGCAUUUUCUACAUCCACCCCCCUGGCCCCACCUUGCCUUCCGCCCACCUUCCCACCUGCUGCAGGGAGGGCCCUCAGCUGAGCCGUCAGACAUAUUUGCACCCCAUCUGCUCCCCUCCUGAAUUUUUUCUGACCCUUCCUUGGCUUCACAGCACCUGAAGGCCAACUGAGGCCCCCUGCUCCCAUGGCCAGCCCUGGAAAGCCUGGGGCUGAUGAGGCCCAGGAGGAGGAGGGGGAACUUGAGGGGGGCUCUGCAGGGCCACAGGCUGCAAUGCUGGAGCAGGCCCAGGAACUGUUUCUGCUGUGUGACAAGGAGGCCAAGGGUUUCAUCACCAGGCACGACCUGCAGGGACUCCAGAGCGACCUGCCCCUCACACCAGAGCAGCUGGAGGCCGUGUUUGAAAGUCUGGACCAGGCUCACACUGGCUUUCUCACUGCCCGGGAGUUCUGCCUGGGCCUGGGGAUGUUUGUGGGGGUGGAGUCGGCCCAGGGAGCGACCCCCCGCAGGACUCCCGAGGAGACCUUUGAGUCGGGCUGGGGCUGGCUCGACGUGCAGGGCACGGGGGCCUCUCUGGAUGAGGAGGAGGAGGAAGAGGAGGAGCGAUUCCACACUGUGUUGGAGCAACUGGGGGUGGCCCCGGUCCUGGGCGAGCAGCGGGCUGUGAGGACGCUCUGGGCCCGGCUGCAGCGCGAGCGCCCCGAGUUGCUGAGCUCUUUCGAGGAUGUUCUGAUACGCGCGUCAGCCUGCCUGGAGGAGGCGGCCCGGGAGCGCGACGGCCUGGAGCAGGCGUUGCGGAGGCGCGAGAGCGAGCACGAGAGGGAGGUGCGCGCUCUGUACGAGGAGACCGAGCAGCUUCGCGAGCAGAGCCGGCGCCAGCCGAGUCAGAACUUUGCCCGCGGGGAGCAGAGAAGCCGCCUGGAGCUGGAGCUGCAGAGCCGCGAGCAGGACCUGGAACGCGCAGGCCUGAGGCAGCGGGAGUUAGAACAGCAGCUGCAGGCCCGGGCUGCGGAGCACCUGGAGGCGCAGGCCCAGAACUCCCAGCUGUGGCGGGCGCACGAGGCGCUGCGAACGCAGCUGGAAGGGGCGCAGGAGCAGAUCCGCAGGCUGGAGAGCGAAGCGCGAGGCCGCCAGGAGCAAACCCAACGAGAGGUGGUCGCCGUCUCCAGGAACAUGCAGAAAGAGAAAGACAGCCUGCUACGGCAACUGGAGCUGCUCAGGGAACUGAACACACGGCUGCGGGAUGACAGGGACGCCUGCGAGGCCAGGCGGGCAAGUGGCAGCCGCAGAAAGGCUCUGACGACUGCCCACCUGCCUGGGCCCACCUGCUGCUGCUGCUGCUGCUGGGCUCGGCCCCACAGACGCGGCUCUGGCCACCUUCCCAGUGCCCGGUGACCAGCUCCGAGUGACUCAGAGCAUCAGCUAGAAGCUGCUCUUCUGGGAGGCUUGUCAUGGGUAGGGGGUGCCCACUCAGGAUGUGGGCUCUCCCCAUGGGGCCCCAGGAUCGCCUGACUGAAGAACUGAAGACAUGAACGACCUAGCCUGGGAGUGGUCAGGGUCCAGGGAGUGGCCAGGGUCCCGUGUGCCCUCUGCCAGUCUUCGCUCUGUCCCCAAGCAACCCCAACUCAGUUCAGCAGAAAACCCCCCUCAUCAAAUAAAACCUACUGACUGCA
Molecule: messenger RNA, 2042 nt
Organism: Mandrillus leucophaeus (drill)
Lineage: Eukaryota; Metazoa; Chordata; Mammalia; Primates; Cercopithecidae
Gene: CRACR2B
Product: calcium release activated channel regulator 2B
Exons: 10
Coding region: 556-1764 (402 amino acids)
Molecular function (GO): calcium ion binding
Source: RefSeq, a predicted model, not a curated record